Medicago truncatula (barrel medic) is the source of this 768-nucleotide messenger RNA. RefSeq lists its product as uncharacterized. The coding region runs from base 185 to 460 and encodes 91 amino acids. The record is from RefSeq and is a predicted model, not a curated record. Lineage: Eukaryota; Viridiplantae; Streptophyta; Magnoliopsida; Fabales; Fabaceae. The transcript is spliced from 3 exons.
GUGAUUUUUGGAGUGUUGGAAAAGUUACUCGCUUGAAAACAGAUUAUAAUCGAAAGUCCGACCCACUUUGAGGCCCAUCUCAUCAUUCAGAAACAACUCUCGUCUCCCUCACCGGAAACUCUCAAAUCACCGGAAAACUCGCCGGAGUUCGUCGUCGACGUUCCAGCUAUUGGAACCUCAGAUCAUGGACACUCAGAAAAACCAAGCUGAAAAGCCAACUUCAUCAGCUGCUGUUGCCACUUCUUGUCGAAAGAAGAAGCAUGAAGAAGCCUCAUUCUUGGAGGAUGUGAAGGAUCACAUUGACGAGUUUAUUAAUGCUUCUAUGGAUGAACACAAAACCUGCUUUCAGAAAACAAUUAAGAAGAUGUUUGGUUUGUCCAAGGUAGUGGCUGAAGCGAAUUCCAAGGCUACAAAAGAAGUUGAAAGUUCUUUGCCUCUUCAGACAGUUUUAAAAGAGUAAAUUUGUUGUUUUUCUAACCUCUAGGUUUAACUGAAUCAUGCAGUAAUAAUCCACGCAUAUUUUGUUAUAUUUAUGUUAGGAUUUAAAUAAACGGAGAGAAGCUGUUUUAUUUUAUAAAAAUAUUUGUUUAUAUAAACUCCAUUCACGAGUUGUUGCUGUUUCAGUUUGUUUCUCCAAAGAAAUGGAGAACCGAAACACUAAUUUAAGAUGUAUAAAGGUAUAUGGACACAUUACUGUAAUUCCUGAGAUACAUUUUGUCUUAAUACACCACAAACUAUAUGGUAAUGCAGCUUUGCGUUUUUUGUCCA